Molecule: messenger RNA, 1670 nt
Organism: Somion occarium
Lineage: Eukaryota; Fungi; Basidiomycota; Agaricomycetes; Polyporales; Cerrenaceae
Source: the annotation of a GenBank genome assembly
GUAACGUGCACUACAAGUCACUAGGCUGAAUUACGGUACAACUCCCUCCUCCUACUGACUUAAGAGUCGUCUAUCCUCAAUGUUUGCGGCUACCUCUUUCAACCUUUCACUGACGGCGGAACAACAUACCCAUUGUGGCUAACAAUGGAUCCUGGCGGUGGUCAACCGAGAACAAUAGCCCGCAUGCACCUUGGAGACCUCUUGCCUUCUCUCUUUUUACGCUUUCUGACUCUCCACUAUUCUUGAUUCUCUUUGACAUUUGAGAUGUCUUUGCCUGCUUUCGUGGCAUUGCUGUCUAUAAUCCACUUGGCCGCUGGCCAUGCUUCGAUCUGGCAUCCGAGCAUGUUUGGCUUCAAUGUUACGAACGAGACAUUUCCUUACGAUAACAGACCAGUGUCGCCUCUCGUCGACUUGACUUUCGAUCAAUGGUGGUUUCAUGGACAUCUCGACUAUCCGCCCAAUCCAGGAGACAUAUUCGACUUACCUGCUGGCAAUGCUGCGACCGCUGAAAUCGGCUGCAAUAAAGGAGCCACAAGUUACUUCGCAUCUUCGGAAGGUGGAGAUAUUCGAAAUGGUGACUCACCUUGCCCUGGAUCGGAGCCAUCGGUGUAUCAUACAACUGGAAUUGACGACGUCAAGGGCUGCGCCCUUGCUAUUGCAUACAACUCCAAUGAACGAGCGAUUAAACCAGAAGAUUUUGCUGUGUUUAGUGUGAAUCAUACCUGCGUGUGGCAUCGGUUCACGGACUUCCAGGUUCCUGAGCGGAUGCCUCCAUGCCCUGAAGGUGGUUGUCUUUGUGCCUGGUUCUGGAUCCAUUCUCCUGACAGCGGCAGCGAGCAAAACUAUAUGAAUGGCUUUAGAUGCAAUGUAACCGGAUCAACGUCGUCUGUCCCUAUCGCAAAACCGCAAGUUGCUCGCCGCUGCGGUGAUGAUCCAGACAACGGCAUCAUGCGAGCCACCCCUGGUAACUGUACAUACGGUGCCAAACAACCGCUGUAUUGGUUCCAGAGGGAGCAAAAUAACAUGUUUGAAGAUACCUAUGCUCCCCCUUUCUACCUGGACCUUUAUAAUUUCAAGGACGGCGCUCAGAAUGACAUCUUUGAAGAUUCUUAUGCGUCCAUGCCUACGCCAAGUCCCGACAACACCGUUAUCCCCACACCAUUGACCCAUGACCCCGUCUCUUCUACCACCCCGGGUUCGGGCUCAGGUGCAAAUCCGACCUCCGGCGGUAACAACACCUCAUCAGAUAAUGGAGACUUACCACCCAGUGGUCACUCCAGCCGGAUUUGCCGUGUUGCUAGUAAAACUCAAAAUAAGCUGCGUGUCCAACGACGCGAAAUGCCUUUGGCCAAGUUCAUUUCUCUCCCUCAUUUCCGUCGAGAAAGUUUCAAUUUAUGGCAUCCAUUUUAAUUGUGUACGAGCCAGGUUCCACUAUCAUUAUGUUUAUGCUUAUGGCACUUUAGCCUAUGUUCUCUUACUCAUGCCCACAAUAAGUAACCGGCGCCAGACACGCGGCGCGUCGCGUCACGUGACUCACAUUGAUUUGAGGAGGAGACAACCGACUGUCUAUGGAACAGAUGGCACUACAACUGUAUAUACAAUGUAUUAGAUAUCUAUUCUAGCUAUCUAUGUAUUUAAAAACUCGUAUGUCCACCAUGAGCAGCCAAGAC